AUGGGCGGUAAAGGUAAGAAAAAGCCCGGAAAGCCUGGAGAGAAAGGAUCCGGAGAUAAACCGGCAGCCGGAGGAGGAGGAGGAAGCGGUGGCGGCAGUGCCAGUGCCGGCGGUGGCGAAGAUGACGAAGUUGACGAGGAAGAAUCGGAAGCCAAACCGAAGAAAGGCAAGGGCAAAAAGGGGAAAGGCAAAGGGAAAGGUUCGUCCAAGUUUCAGGGCGAUCUGUUCAGCGAGGCAGCCAUGGAGAAUGCCUACUACGUGUGUCAUAAUAUUCAGGAUGUGCUGAAGUCGCGUGGCUUUGCCUGGCCAGAGGGACAGAAAAAGAAAAAGAAGGGCAAAAAAUAAACGCCACCACGCGUGUCCAUGGAAACG
Messenger RNA from Ochlerotatus camptorhynchus, 372 nucleotides. RefSeq names its product small lysine-rich protein 1-like. The transcript has 3 exons. Bases 1 to 345 code for a protein of 114 amino acids. The record is from RefSeq and is a predicted model, not a curated record. Lineage: Eukaryota; Metazoa; Arthropoda; Insecta; Diptera; Culicidae.